AACUACAGACCUAUCUCUUUAACAUCGGUAUCUUGCAAAGUAAUUGAACCAAAUGUCAAAGAUAAAUUAAUGGAUCAUUUUCAAAGUAACUAUCUUUUCUUUGAAAAGCAGUUUGAAUUCCUCCCAGGCAGAUCUAUUGUUACACAACUUUUAUAUUUUCUUAAUAAUGUCACAAAAGCAAUGAAUCUAAGGAAGAAGUAA
Messenger RNA from Helobdella robusta, 201 nucleotides. RefSeq lists its product as hypothetical. The record is from RefSeq and is a predicted model, not a curated record. The transcript has a single exon. Lineage: Eukaryota; Metazoa; Annelida; Clitellata; Rhynchobdellida; Glossiphoniidae. The annotation marks the transcript as partial.